AUGCUGAGGAGCACCCUGCUGUGCGCGGCGCUGGGGCUCCUGCGCGCCCAGGCUUUCCCCUGCCCCCCGGCCUGCAAGUGUGUGUUCCGGGACGCCGCGCAGUGCUCCGGGGGCGACGUGGCGCGCCUCGCAGAGCUCGGCCUGCCCGCCAACCUCACGCAUAUCCUGCUCUUCCGAAUGGGCCACGGCGCCUUGCAGAACCACAGCUUCAGCGGCAUGACGGUCCUGCAGCGGCUGAUGCUGUCCGACAGCCACAUUGUCUCCAUUGCCCCCGGCACCUUCCACGACCUGAUAAAACUUAAAACCCUGAGGCUGUCGCGCAACAAGAUCACGCAUCUGCCGGCCGCGCUGUUGGAUAAGAUGGUGCUCCUGGAACAGUUGUUUCUGGACCGCAACGAACUGAAGGACAUCGACCAAAACAUGUUUCAGAAACUGGUUAACCUGCAGGAGCUCUUUUUGAACCAAAACCAGCUCUCUUUCCUUCCCUCUCGCCUCUUCACAAAUCUGGGGAACCUGAAACUGUUGGAUUUGUCGGAAAACAAUCUGACCCACCUGCCCCAGGGAUUGCUCGGGGCACAGGCUAAGCUUGAGAAGCUCGUGCUCCACUCGAACCAGCUCGUCUCUCUGGAUGCGGGGCUGCUGAGUCGCCUGCGCGCCCUGAAGGAGCUGCAGCUGGACCGAAAUCACAUCCGUUCCAUCGCACCGGGAGCCUUCGACCCGCUCCGGAGCCUGAGCUACUUGACUCUCUCCAGAAACCACCUGGAGUUUCUGCCCUCCGCACUCUUUCUUUAUUCGCACAAUUUGACAUUCCUGACGCUGUUCGAGAACCCGCUGGAAGAGCUGCCGGAGGUGCUCUUCGGGGAGCUGGCCGGCCUGCGGGAGCUGUGGCUGAACCGCACCCGGCUGCGCACCCUGCCCGCCGCCGCCUUCCGCGCCCUGAGCGGCCUGCGGGAGUUUGGCCUGACCCUGAGCCCGCGUCUGAGCGCGCUCCCCGAGGACGCCUUCUGGGGCCUGGGCGCGCUCCAGGUGCUCGCCCUGCACUCCAACGGCCUGGCCGCGCUCCCCGGCGCCUUGCUGCGCGGCCUCGACGGGCUGCGCCGCGUCUCGCUGCGCCACAACCGGCUGCGGGCCCUGCCGCGCGCGCUCUUCCGCCACCUCCGCAGCCUGGAGCGGGUCGAGCUCGAGCACAACCAGCUGGAGGCCCUGCCCGGCGACGCGUUUGAGGAUCUGCCCCGGCUGGCGGAAGUCCUGCUGGGACACAAUCCUUGGCGCUGCGACUGCAGCCUGCGGCCCUUCCUGGCGUGGCUGCGGCGGCACCCGGGCCUCGUGGGCCGAGCCGAGCCCCCGCGGUGCCGCGGGCCCGGACCCCGCGCCGGCCUGCCGCUCUGGGCCUUGCCGGACGAGGACCCGCAGUGCCCGGGCACCCGCGGCCCGCCUCCCCGCCCUGCCCCAGCCCCGACCCGGGCGGCCCUGCCCGGGGCCCCCGGCCACACCGCCUGGGUGCCCGACGGCUCGGAGCCCUGGGCCCGCACGCAGCUGGUGGCCCGGGGCCAACGCCAAGACCACAGCCUGUUCUGGGGGCUUUAUUUUCUGCUUUUAGCUACCCAGGCCGUCAUAACGGGGAUCAUCGUGUUUGCUAUGAUUAAACUCGGCCGGCUGUUUCGAAGAUUAAUCAGAGAGAGCUCUUGUUUGAGUCAGUGGGAAAACCUUGCAACUAAUUAAAACGUGGCCAGAGUAUUGUCAGAGGUGGCUCUGGGGGAGAAUCCAGCCAGGCUGCAGCUGUCUUCCUCUCCCUUCUCCCUCCCCUCCCUUCUGCCCUCCUUCCCUCCCUCUCUCCCCCCAAUCCCACCUCCCAGGGUCCCUCCUCCUCCCUCCCUCUCCACAGGAGUCUUUACACUUGUAAAUUGUGUGUGUCUGCUUGGCCUUUGUGUACCCUUACACGGCGUGCCCCAGGGGCCAUGGAUUGUGUCUGGGCCAUCCUUGGGUUGCACUUUCCCCAGGGCAGAGAGGGGUCUCCUUCCGGUGGAGGAAGGGUGCAGA
This is a messenger RNA of Odobenus rosmarus divergens (Pacific walrus), 2040 nucleotides long. RefSeq names its product glycoprotein V (platelet) (gene GP5). Gene Ontology annotation, molecular function: protein binding. Lineage: Eukaryota; Metazoa; Chordata; Mammalia; Carnivora; Odobenidae. The transcript has a single exon. The coding region runs from base 1 to 1722 and encodes 573 amino acids. Gene Ontology annotation, cellular component: extracellular matrix. The record is from RefSeq and is a predicted model, not a curated record.